GAAAAGGUUCACAACAGUAACUACUUUUAAGAGUGCAUGUUAAGGUGUCUGUUGAAGGAGAGGAGAUCAGGCCUGGAAGGUGUAAGCUGGACCAUAUGGACUCUGGAAUAUCAAGUUCUCUCUCCAGCAUGUCGAUGACCCAGUCCAGCCCUGGUACCCCUGGUCGACCCCCCCACACCGCUGCCCCCGGGCCCCUCCAGGCUCCUCUUGGCACUGCUCUGGUCCAGUUCCAGCUAGGCCUCUUCAGGGAGGUGGUUCGGGUGUCUGGGGGGCAGCUCAGCUACUGCCAUGCCAAGAGACUGGCUGCAGAGAUCAUAGAACGCAAGGCUCCAGACUGUAGUGUGGUGGGUGUUGGGGAGAAGGUCCUCCUGUUCAGACACCAGACAGGCUCGGAACAUCUCCUCCACAGACUUACGGACCAGGAUGCACUGCUGGACGGCGACCUCAUAGAGAUCAUCGUCUCAGGAUCAGCUACUGUGACGGAGAUAAAGAUCCGCCCACACUCCCUGGCUGUCCAAUCAUAUCGCACCCCCACCUUCUGUCAUCACUGUGGGGAGAUGCUGUGGGGGUUGGUACGUCAAGGGUUAAAAUGUGAAGGUUGCGGGUUAGACUUUCAUAAGCGCUGUGCGCUGCAGUUGCCUAGUGACUGUAGCCGUGCACGCCGUCGUGUGUGUGGCCCCAGCCUGUCCUUAUUCCCCCCUGCCAGGCCUCGGACACACUCCCUCUCCACACCUGCYGGGGGCAGUAUGGAGGAGAUCAGUAUGUCCAAGCCCAGGCCCAGGCCUCCGUCGUGGGCAGAUCAACCGGUGUGGCUGGGGGUGGUCCAGGGAAAGGGUGGCGUGGCGGGCAGGGUGCCACACACCUUCCACAUCCACAGCUACACCAAGCCCACCGUGUGCCAACACUGCUACCACCUCCUUAAGGGCCUGUUCCGCCAGGGCCUGCAGUGCUCCGACUGUAAACUGAACUGCCAUCGUCGCUGUGAGUCCUCCCUGGUCCCUGCUGACUGUCCUGGAGUGAGGACCAACACCAAUGGGGAAGGAGACUCCGUGUCCAGUCUGGGCUAUCAGGACGACACAGAGGAGGAGGAUAUAGGAUGCAGUAUGACAUCACUGGAAGACCAUGAGGAUGAGCCAUCUACUGAGGACCCAUUCGCUGAGAUCAAGGAGGUGGGACACCAGCCACCAAUCACGAAACGUCAUUACUGGAUAUUGGACUGGAAGAAUAUUACUCUGUAUCAGAAUGAGACAAGCACCAAGUACUACAAGGAGCUUCCUCUGUCUAACGUGCUGCAGGUGCGAGGCCCCGCUCAGCUGUCUGGCCCCUUGUUGCCAAACAACAGUGCCCACUCGUUCGAGGUGGUGACGGGCACGCUGGUAUACUGUGUGCUGGCGGGCAGGGACGGGCAGGCCUGGGAGACCGCAGUACGCCAGGCUCUGAUGCCUGUCCAGAGUAGCGGGCAGGCGGGCAAACAGGGACAGGACCAUGGACCCCAGAGUGGAGAGAAACCGGACGUCAGUUCAGUGUAUCAGAUCUUCACUGAUGAGGUGCUUGGUUCAGGACAGUUUGGAGUGGUGUAUAGAGGCACCCACAGACAGUCUGGUCACCCAGUGGCCAUCAAGGUCAUCGACAAAACCCGUUUCCCUACCAAACAGGAGAGACAGUUGAGGAACGAGCAGGCAAUUCUACAGAAUCUGUCUCACCUGGGUGUAGUUCUACUGGAGGGAAUGUUUGAGACCCUGGAGCAUGUCUUCGUUGUCAUGGAGAAGCUCCAUGGCGACAUGCUGGAGAUGAUUCUGUCCAAUGAAAAGGGCCGUCUGCCAGAGCGCACGACACGCUUCCUGGUUACACAGAUUCUAGAGGCCCUGCGCUACCUGCACUUCAAACACAUCGCUCACUGUGACCUGAAACCUGAGAAUGUAUUGGUGGCCUCCCCAGAUCCUUUCCCUCAGGUUAAGCUGUGUGACUUUGGCUUCGCCCGAAUCAUCGGCGAGAAGUCUUUCCGCCGCUCAGUGGUGGGCACGCCGGCCUACCUGGCGCCCGAGGUCAUCAGUAUCCAUGGUUACAACCGUUCGCUGGACAUGUGGGCUGUGGGCGUGGUCCUGUACGUUAGCCUGAGCGGAACGUUCCCCUUCAACGAGGAUGAGGACAUCAGUCAACAGAUCACCAACGCUACCUUCAUGUACCCCCGUCUGCUCUGGUCUAACAUCUCACUAGAGGCGGUGAGUCUGAUCAACAACCUUCUCCAGGUGUCAGUGAGACGUAGGUUCAGUGUGGGGAAGGCCCUGGGACACCCCUGGCUACAGGACUUCCAGUUGUGGUGUGACCUGAGGGAGUUUGAGCAGAGGAUGGGCUGCCAGUACCUGACCCAUGAGGGAGACGAGGACCGCUGGAGACGCCACGCCCAGGAGAGGGGCCUGGUCUUCCCUCUCACCUCCCCUGGACCCCCGCGCGAUGACAGCCUGUGACCCGAGGCCCAAAGGUGUAAGGUCAAUGGCCGGACAAGAUGGCUACUGGACUACUGGUGUGUUUCAGUGGUGACCAGCAGAAACAAAAUGAAUUCUGUUGAACUGCUAAAGAAGCACACAGCGACCUAUGCUUUUUAUGGACAAYAGUCUUAAAAAGAUAUAUGAUUACUGUAAUUUUUUGUCAUGAUACUACUAUACUGCCUGCGUCUGAGUGAUGGAAGCCAGGUGAACAGGCCGUGGCUCAGGUGGCUAAAGUCCUCGAUGAUCUUCUUGGCCUUCCUGUGACAGCUGGUGUUGUAGGUGUCCUGGAAGUCAGACAGAGAGCACCCGAUGGUGCGUUUGGCUAAGCGUACCACCCUCUGUAGAGCCUUGCGAUCAGRGGCGGUGUGGUUGCCGUCCCGYCAGUAUGCUCUCGAUACCCCUGUCCACUUCAUGGUGCUGUUCACCAAACAAUAAACAGCAUUGCUAAUCUCUUGACUCGACACUCAGUAACUUGCUUAAUUUUUUAUCAAAUAUUUGCAAAUGUAUGGUGUUUAAAAUCCURUAUAUAGAGUGAAAAAUAGAUACAUUUAACUGGUGCUAUUGUUUAGGGGGUUAAUAUUAAAGGUUCUAAAAGGGUUUAAAUCUAGGUUGUCUUUCUCUGUCUUUUCCUCUCUAUCGCUCUCUCUUCCCUCUUCCCUCUAACCCCGCCCUCUGGCAAAACCCCUCCCACAACCUCUUCUGAGAAAAGGAAACUGAUCAGUCUCAUCUCUCUCUCUCCAGAGGAGUCAUGCCCAUAGGG
Molecule: messenger RNA, 3249 nt
Organism: Salvelinus sp. IW2-2015
Lineage: Eukaryota; Metazoa; Chordata; Actinopteri; Salmoniformes; Salmonidae
Product: serine/threonine-protein kinase D3
Biological process (GO): protein phosphorylation
Molecular function (GO): protein kinase activity; ATP binding
Source: RefSeq, a predicted model, not a curated record